GACAAGGUCAAGCGGGCUUUUCGAACAGGAAGUUUAGUCGGAUGGUUCAAAUGGUUGUGGACCGAUUAGAAGAAGCUUUCGCUUAACGGGCUUCCCUGUCUAGUAGCAGUGGAUCAACAAUUUCUCAAGGCAAGAACCUAGGCAGCGAAUUCCAGCAUUUGACAACUCUUACGGAGUAGAAGUUGUGUUUACAGUCUGUUCUGCUAUGUUGGGUCUCCAGUUUCUGGGUGUUAGCUCUUAGAAUUCCUCAUACAGACUAUUAUGUACAUGCCUCCAGCCCAAAACCUUCGUUAGGGUUGUAAAUAAAUUCAUUAGUUUUAACUUGACGUUUUGUGUUGGAGUCGGGACCUGGUUUAUUCAAGAUCAAUGGGACGUGCCUUACUCUGCAGGCUUCCCACUUUUUGCAGCUUACGAGCCAGCCACAAAAAUUUCACUCAUUCUAGUCAUCACCAUACUAACUAAACUACAAUGCAUCUUCCCUGUUUAUUAUAUGUAAACCCAUCGAAACUGUGCUCAUAUUUUCGUCUUCGUUUCGUACGACAUCUGUCUUACAUUAAAUCGGCGACAAUCGAUAACGAGGUACACAUUUUAACGUUGAAUAAUCCUAUGAGUGCUAAUUCACUUUCUUUGCCGUUGAUGAAAGAACUUCUCACGGUUUUGGAGUCGAUCAAGUUGUCUCAGAAUAUUAAAGCUUUAGUGAUUACUGGUGAAGGAAGAUUUUUUUCUUCUGGACAUAAUCUUCACGAGGUUAUCAAAAUUUCUGAUACAAACUCAAAUGAAAUCUUUUCAACGGCAUCAGAGAUUAUGGAAAAAUUAGCUGAAUUUCCUAUACCAUCGAUAGCAUCUGUAAAUGGUCCUGCUGUCGCUGGAGGUUGUCAAUUAGUUGCAGCAUGCGACUUGGCAAUAUCAGUCAAAUCUGCGAUAUUUUCAGCUAGUAGUAUUAAACUAGGAUUAUUCUGUAGUACACCUGGUGUAUCAUUAGUUCGAGCGAUUGGAUUACGAGCUGCUAAGGAAUUGCUUUUAACAGGCAAAGCUAUAAGUGCUGAUAGAGCCUACGAAUUGGGUCUUGUUCAUCGUGUAGUUGAAGAUGACAAACUAUAUGAAGCUUCUAUUGAAUUCGCGAAAGAAAUUACUCAACAUAAUAAAGAUGUUGUACAGUUAGGUCGAGAAACACUUCACAAACAAGCUUCUAUGCCAUUGAUGGAUGCUUAUGCAAUAGCUUCAAAUGCGAUGGUUAAAAAUUUACAAUUCAAUGAUACCAAACAAUGCAUUCAAUCAUUUUUAAAUCGGAAGAAAUAAACAAAUAGAUCCAUGUAAUUAUGAUUCUUAUGUUGAUACUUAUUUUUCGUUUGAUUGUAUAUGUACAUAUUUAUGCACUCACAUGCGCGUCUAGACCACCUAUACUAUAACCUCUGCACAUUUCAGAUAAUUAAAAAAAAAAGAAAACUCAUCAUAUUAAUCUUUUUUCUUAAGUCAUUUUUCA
Schistosoma rodhaini is the source of this 1483-nucleotide messenger RNA. The record is from the annotation of a GenBank genome assembly. Lineage: Eukaryota; Metazoa; Platyhelminthes; Trematoda; Strigeidida; Schistosomatidae.